AAGCCAUCAGUAAACUUGGAGCUUGUUGCUGCCCAGGAGGAGAUCGAAAAACUUACAGAGAAAAAUCAGUAUUAUAAAAAAGCUCUGUAUGACGCCGAGAUGAAACUCAGUGAUGCCUACAAGGAGAUCGCCGAGCUUCGUGUCCUGGUCGACAAGUAUGAAACUGAACCUAGUCCAGUGGUAGUAAAAGAGGUAUCUCCUGUUCAACCCCCUCCCACCCCAGAACCUCCGAAGGUUGAAGAGAAGAAGGUAGUGGUGGUGGAGGAAGAGGUCAUUGUGGAGGAGGUCAAGGAGCCAGAACCCAUUGUAGAGGAAGUGCCACCUGCAGAGCCACCAAAGAUGAAGAAAGGGUCCAUUACUGAGCCCCCCAAAAUAAAGCCCAAACAGGCCCCACCGAAACCCAAACCAGUCCGCAAGCCUGUAGCCCGAAAACCCCCACAGAAGAAAGCCAUCCUGCCGCCGAUUCGUCAUAAGAAUCCCCCACCACCAAUACCUGAUAUGGAUGAAAUUGCACGCAGUGAGCGUGAGGAUAUUCUGUGGACUGUAGGAGAGCUUCAGGCUAUGUUAAAUGGAAUUGUGCAGGACAUCAUGGAGUUUUCAACACUGGUUGGUAACAUGAUUUAUAAGGAGAAAGAAGAGGAGCAAAUCCAACAGCCAGCUCUCAAAACUUUUGAUUUUGCACAAAACUCAGCCCCCGUAAAAAUAAAGGGAAAGAAACCAAUCACAGAUCGCAAAGAACUGGAGGCAAAGGACAAGAAAAGUCAGGUGUUCUUCCUGGGGCAGCGGGCUGUUGGCACCGUACGGGAAAUCUACGACAUCUUGUCAAGUUCUCUAGAGUUAUUGCAUGAAGAAUUUGAGAUGAUAUACCGUUCCUUCAAGGAGAUUCAGCAACGGAAAGCAUUGGAGAAAGCACUUUUGUCUGGGCAGUUGCCAGAAAACAUCAAACUGCCGGGCCACGAGGCAACAGGAGGACCAGGAACUGCCAGCAUGAAGUUCCAUGGAGCCACAACAGAGGCACUCCUGACUUACUACAUCCAUGCCUAUGGUCAGCUUCAGAAAACUCGUGAUAAAAAGGGUGGCAUUGAUGGCGGCCGAAGUGGUGGCUAUAUGCUCUCUGAGAAGGUCACUACAGAACAUCGCUCCAAGUCUCUAUCAGUGACCAGUAUUUCAUCUGAUAAU
This is a messenger RNA of Pecten maximus, 1179 nucleotides long. RefSeq names its product patellin-2-like. Lineage: Eukaryota; Metazoa; Mollusca; Bivalvia; Pectinida; Pectinidae. The record is from RefSeq and is a predicted model, not a curated record. The transcript is spliced from 7 exons. The annotation marks the transcript as partial.